AGAGAAUAAAAAAAAAAACCCUAAAAUUCCGACCUUUGCAAAUCCCCCCCGUCCAAAGAGGGCUGCCCUGUCCACUAACCUAGAAAGGAAAAAAAAGGGGAAAAAUCGUUGCGUCGAAUCCAAUGGCCGAAUCCAAGAGCCCUCAAGAACCUGCAUUGCCCGUCAAACGCAAGCCUGACCUCACGUCCGAUUACCAACAAAACCUCCCCCUUAAAUCCCCAAAACUCCUGUCCCAAGACGAAACAAUCCAAGCCAACGAAGGAAAUCACUCGGCCCAGAAUCACGCUCUUCAACCUUCCGGAAAUAGCGAUUCCUCCGUCCCUAAAACCCUGCCCGAGAAUGAAGAACCCGGUGUUGACGCCGAAGAAGAAGAAGAAGAAGAAGAAGAUGACGAUGACUAUGAAGACGACGACGAUGGCGAUGAUCAUGACGAGGAAGAGGAGAACGGAAAUGCGGCAGUUGACCGGAAAGGGAAGGGGAUUUUGGUAGAGGAGGAAAAGGAUAGCGACGAUGACGAUGAUGAUUCGAAUGAUGGCGGGAACGAAUCAGAGGGUGAGAGUGAUUUAUCAGAUGAUCCAUUGGCGGAGGUUGACUUGGAUAAUAUUUUGCCGUCUAGGACGCGGCGGCGAGUGGCGCAACGGGGGUUUGUAUUGCAAAAAAUAUCAGAAACAACGGUGAACGCCAUGAUAGCGAUGACAGCGACGCUUAAUUUUGGGGGAAGAUUGUAUUUCAGCGCUAUUUUUGUGGUUUAAUUUGGAGUGCUUGGUAUUCCUCCCAUCCGAAGAUGGUUUAGGCUGAAAUUGCGUGAGCUCUUAUGUGGCUAGCUAGACUGCAUGCUGGGGUUAAUGAUAAAUUUCAUUGAAAAAGUGUGAGAGCACUUUGAGAAUUACUGAUUAUUAUAAAAGAAUGUUUUGUGUUCUGCAAAUUUUGUAGUUAAGGAUCGAUGAAUAUUUGAUCAUUUUAAGUGUCAAGUUGCUAAUUAAAAAAGGAAAGCUUGCAAGAAAUAAUUGGUGCUAGGGAUCAUAAUGUGAAACAAUGAGCUGUCAAGCAUAUAAAGCAUCUUCUUCUUCCUCUUAACUGAGUUCAAACUCUGUAUUUUAAGAUUUGAGGCGUUGGACUCUGUGGCGUGUUUAGGCAAAGUUGAUUGAUCCACUUUAAAUUAGAGUUAGCCCGUUGAGCACCAGGUCAGUUCCUAUUCAUGGCCAUCAUGUAAUUCAAGGGUGGACUAUCCUUGGCUGAUCUUAUGGCAAGAGAACUCUCUGAAUUGUUGUUGGUACGAAAAUCCUGUCAUUCCAUCAUUAAUUUUGGCACAAGGGGUUUUGCGUGUGUUGUUUUUCUGGUUUUAAAUAUUAGUUUUUGUUAAAAUUGUUAGCUAGCAACCAUGUGUGGAGGCUGGUCUUGCAUGCACUUUGGGAUUGAAAAAUAUCACGCUUACUCUUCAGUCUUCACUCUUAGAUUUCUUCUCCCCACAGGUUUGAUCGGAUAACAUGAAAAGUCUCGUCUCAGUUGAAGUUAGUUUGUGUGAAUAAUACAAGUGACUACAAACAUAAUAUUUGGCAACAAAAUAGAUGUUAAAUAAGUUGGCAGUUUUUGUGAAUGCAGUUAGACAAUUGAUAGGAUCAUAAGCACACACAGAGAGAAGGAGAGAGACAGAGGCGGUGGCUUUUGGUGUGAACCAGGACUGUUAAACCAGUGUGUUACUGUGUUUGUCAAAUGCUGCAUGUGGCAGAUCAGUUGCUGCUUUCAGACUUCUGAUUUGCCAAACGGUUUUGCUGCAUAUGCAGAUAACAUUUGGCACAAAUCCGUGUGGGGAUUUUAGCUUUUGAAUUCACGGGUCGCAGAUGCGUUGAUUUAAUUACAAAUAUGCAUACGAACUGACCUGUCCUAUUAGAAGCAAAUUCUUGUUUUACAUUCAUUUUAA
Molecule: messenger RNA, 1921 nt
Organism: Durio zibethinus
Lineage: Eukaryota; Viridiplantae; Streptophyta; Magnoliopsida; Malvales; Malvaceae
Product: nucleolin
Source: RefSeq, a predicted model, not a curated record